Molecule: messenger RNA, 552 nt
Organism: Penicillium malachiteum
Lineage: Eukaryota; Fungi; Ascomycota; Eurotiomycetes; Eurotiales; Aspergillaceae
Exons: 1
Coding region: 1-552 (183 amino acids)
Source: RefSeq, a predicted model, not a curated record
AUGUCAAAUCCAGAUGGCUCAAAACAGCGAGCGUCCUUUGCAAGUCGCCAAAAUAGCACUCUACUCAUUUUAAUCGAACGAAAGCAAAAAGAAUGGGUUCGUGGUCGAAAGACUUCGCGAAAAUUCAGUGAAACAACUUCGACGGCUACUUCAGCAAAGGACUCGAACGGAAUCAUAUUGAAAGCUCUGUCGAAUAAGAAAAAAUUCCAUGAAAUGAACGAUAAACUUUGUUCGUUGCCUAAUGUGGGAGAUAUCAAUAUCCAAUUCGAUCGCCCAGAAGCCCUUUUGCAGGCAGUGAAACCAAUCAAUAACUCCUUCUUCCCAUAUCCUAGACUGAAGAAACUUCCAAGAUCAGGAGUCAACAUCUCCCAUCAUGACGAUCAUGAGAAUGAGACAAACAACACCCAUCACGAGGCUUCCAACGCGUUUAAUCAACCAUUUUCCCUACAACUUGUGAAAAUUGUCGAAAGCCGCAAUAACGAAACACUUUCAAACCCCAAAAGACAAAUCGUUCAAUUCUAUCCCAGACAUAAAUCAGAAGAGUCUGACUAG